Messenger RNA from Daktulosphaira vitifoliae (grape phylloxera), 2557 nucleotides. It is a transcript of the gene Fbxl4, whose product is annotated as F-box/LRR-repeat protein 4. Gene Ontology annotation, biological process: SCF-dependent proteasomal ubiquitin-dependent protein catabolic process. The transcript is spliced from 12 exons. Bases 198 to 2111 code for a protein of 637 amino acids. Gene Ontology annotation, cellular component: SCF ubiquitin ligase complex. Lineage: Eukaryota; Metazoa; Arthropoda; Insecta; Hemiptera; Phylloxeridae. Gene Ontology annotation, molecular function: protein binding. The record is from RefSeq and is a predicted model, not a curated record.
AAAUUCUAACAAAAACAUUGAAUGUACAGAUUAGUUUUUUUUUAAAUAAUAAUCUUCAAAUUUAAUAAUAGUUAAUAUAAGGCUGUAUUAUAAAUAUGAUUUAUUUUAACAUAAUUAUUUAUCAUUUACAUUAAAAUGUGUUCUAGAAGUCCACGGUUCACUGUGAUUUAUUAGUUUAUAAGAUUCAAAAAAACGUCAUGACAGAAGAACAGCUCGGUUUUAAUUUAGCCGAUCUAAAAAAGUUAUGCAAGUCAUACAUUGAUUAUACGAGAACUUAUGCCGACCAAACAAGUCAACAAUGUCAUGAAAUGGAUGGUUUUGUUUUUCAAUUUGCAUCUGAGGUUGUUGACUUUAGCUCGCAAUAUGGUAGUGAUAUAAGUAUAUCAUAUACUGCCAGCAACCUUACAGGAAAGCCGAGCAAAUUUCCCAACUAUGGAGAUUUUCCACAAUCCUAUGUUAUGAGAUCUUAUGGACCAUGGAAAGAACAUUCACCUUCCAGAAAAUGUUCAAUAAUGCCACAAAAUGCUGGCAAAAUUAAAAGCGAAGAUUUUAUAAUUUUGUCAUUUGAUAUUCCGGUUAUACCUAUGGUAGUUUCCAUUUUUGAGACAUAUACCCCUGGAUCAGUAAUUCGUAUAUCAGGAAAAGUAGUGGACCAACCAGAAACAAAAGCAUGGAAGCUGCUUUGGGAAGGUAUGCCACAAAAUUGCAAUGGUAUUCGGCAGUCUCGUUUAUUUUCUCCACAAAUUAAGUUUAUAGGAGAGCGUAUAAAGCAAAUAUGUAUUGAGUUUAAUCAUACACAAUUAGACUACUACACCGAAUUAGAUGCUGUUUCAUUAGGUGGCAUUGUAAAUAAUCCAGAAGAUGGAAUUAUUAAUGUAAAACGCCUUCCAAUCACACCUACACUUUCAGGUUAUAUUUUUGAUGAUAAUCAGCAUGCAUCUGAAGUCAGUGUUUCGUCAAUAUUGCCUAAAAUUCCGGUUUCUACAAGUUUAGAUCCAUUUAUAAAAUUGAUUAAAAAUAUUGAAGAAUUGGAAAUUGAAUGUCGCAAGGCUCCUAAUUUUGAUCUCAUAUCUCAAUUACCGGAUGAAACAUUAAUGCUUAUUUUUUCAUUUCUGGAUCUAAAAUCGUUACGUAGAUGUAUGGCUGUGUGUAAACGGUUUAAUGAUAUAUGUAAAGAUGAAUUUUUAUAUACAGAAAUUAACCUAAAACCUUAUUGGUCAUCAUUCUCAUACUUAAUGUUGACUUCACUUGAGCCUUAUUGUACACGUUUAACAAAAUUAGAUUUAUCAUGGUGUGGAAUAACUAAUGGAAUAUCAAGUACUGAAUUUAAUUUAUUUAUUAAAAAAUGUGGAAAUAAUUUCACAAAUCUUCGUUUGGACAGUUGUGGAUUUGUCAAAUGUACUGUUUUAACUGCCAUUAGUUUAUACUGCCCAAAUCUUAAAGAGUUAAGUUUAAGGAAUUGUACUUCAAUUGAAUUUGAGUUCAACUGUAUGCUUAGUUUUCCAAAAAUUGAACGAUUUGAUUUCUAUAGGACUAAUAUCACUGUAAAAGCACUAGAAUCCAUAUUAUGUUGUACUCCUUACUUGAAGCACAUAAAUUUAGGGUCUUGUAAAAAAAUUGAAACAAUGGAUAGAGUGGCGUUUACUUUAGCAUUUUGGAAUACAGAUCUUGUUUCUGUGGACUUUUGGAAAAGUUAUACAUUAUCUCCUAGUGGAUUGCGCUAUUUGACUGCUUGUUCAAAACUUGAAGAAAUUGAUCUAGGCUGGUGUUUGGGUUUAAGUAUCCCUGGAGAUAGUCUUGUAAGUUUAGCCAAAGCUUGUCCAAGUCUUAAAAAAAUUAUCAUUGUAUCAUUACGUGGAGUUUGUGAUAGAGAUUUGUUAGCAUUUUCUAACAAUUGUCCUCUAUUAGAGCAAAUAGAUUUAGUUGGACUAAGGGCAAUUACUGCUGAUGCUUGUUCAAGAUUUCUACAGAAUUGUAAACAUCUAAAAUUAAUGGAUGUUAAUUUUUGUGAAAAUAUCAAAGAAAUGAAUAUUCUUGAUUGGAGAUUGAAUUAUCCUCAUGUAUGUAUAAAGUAUACUACUUCAAACCAUACAAAUGUGUAUCACUAUUAACCAUCAUUAAAGUUCACUGAUUCUAAAACAGCAUGACCAGUCCGUGGACAUGUGGUAUUAACUCUGUUACAUUCAAUUCUAUUGAUAUCAGCCCACUGAUUAAUGAGUAAUCCUUCAUUGGCAUACUUAAACCACGAAAAGAAGCUUAGCCAUCGAAAAUAGGAAGGAAUUGAGCUAAAAAUAAAAUUUGUAUAAAAAUACUCUCUACUGAUUUGUAUUUACUUAAAGCUGUACAUUUAAUAUUAAAUCGAAAUUUAGAUUUAUUAAAGAAGCGAAGAACAAAUAUUUUAUGUUACAAUGAGUUUUUAAUAUAAGUGUUAAUUUUAUAUGGUUUCUUACUUGACAUUCAAAAAAUAUCCUCCGAAAAGUAGAAAAGGUAUAACUAUAGUAGGACCUAUUGAUAGAGCUACUGAAAUGUUGCCACUAACACAUGAAAUUAAGUAACC